Molecule: messenger RNA, 1464 nt
Organism: Penicillium lagena
Lineage: Eukaryota; Fungi; Ascomycota; Eurotiomycetes; Eurotiales; Aspergillaceae
Exons: 1
Coding region: 1-1464 (487 amino acids)
Biological process (GO): tRNA re-export from nucleus
Cellular component (GO): cytoplasm; nuclear matrix; nuclear pore
Molecular function (GO): small GTPase binding; tRNA binding
Source: RefSeq, a predicted model, not a curated record
AUGGAGAUCUGCGUUCGCUACAGCUCGUUCUUCCAGCACCAUACCCACCUCAUUCCCGGCGUUUUGGAAAGUUUCCUUCAACUUGUGCAUCACCCUGUCCGAAAAGUCAAGACGCGUUCUUGGUACCUCUUCCAGCGACUUGUGAAGCAGCUGCGUAUCCAUAUUGGCAAUGUGGCCCAGACGGUGGUGGAAGCCUUGGGCGAUUUGUUGGUGAUUCAGGCCGAGGUGCCUUCGGAGGGCGAUGAGGGCGACGAGAUGUCAUCAGAAGACCAUGAAGGCUCCGCUGAUGCCGUAUUCACGAGCCAGCUGUACCUGUUUGAGGCAGUUGGGAUUAUCUGCUCGACUCCUGGAGUCACCGCCGAUAAGCAGGUUCUCUACGCGCAGUCGGUGCUGAACCCCAUCUUCGGAGAUAUGGAACGAAACCUCGCAGCAGCCAAAUCCAACGACGAGCGAGCACUGCUACAGAUCCAUCACGAUAUAAUGGCUUUGGGAACUCUCGCCCGCGGCUUUUCGGACUGGACGCCUGGCACGCCCACCCAAGGGGCCCUGCCAGCAGUGGAAGUCUCGGAGGCUUUCUGCCAAGUCGCAGAGGCGACGCUGGUUGCGUUGGAAUCUCUCAAGACGUCCUUUAACAUUCGGACUGCAGCCCGUUUUGCCUUCUCACGGCUCAUCGGCGUCCUCGGAGCACGUAUUCUCCCCCAACUGCCCCGCUGGAUCGAUGGGCUUUUGACUCAAACCUCGUCGCGCGACGAAAUGGCCCUGUUUUUGCGUCUUUUGGACCAAGUUAUCUUUGGAUUCAAGGGUGAGAUCUACAGCAUCCUCGACACCCUCUUGACCCCCUUCCUACAGCGGGUCUUUUCGGGCCUUGCGGACCCCACGACCGGCACCGAUGAUGAGAUCCAGCUUGCGGAGCUGAAGCGCGAGUAUUUGAAUUUCUUGCUAGCAGUGUUCAACAACGACCUCGGGGCCGUGAUCAUCAGCGAGCAAAAUCAGCCGCUGUUCGAGACUGUCAUCACCACCAUCGAACACUUUGCUAAAGACAUCGACGACUUCACAACGGCCAAGAUGGCGUUCUCCGUGCUGGCUCGCAUGGGUCUCUGCUGGGGCGGGCCAGAUGUCGCCCCGGCAGCAGCCAACGGCGCUGCAGCGACGCAGACUGCUCUGCCCGGGUUCGGCGGGUUCAUGAUCUCGCGCUUCUCGCCUCUGUGCUGGGCUCUGCCUGCUAACCCGUCAUUCAACUCCAAAGAUGCACACGCUAAGCAGGUCCUCGCGGAAGCGGGCGGCCUACAGCGCACCAUCUACCUCAAGACCGGCAUGGAGUAUGCAGAGUACCUACGGAACCAGGAGCUGCCAGGCAUGGGCAUGGGGGCGGAUCUGAUCGAGGAGUUUUUGAAUGCAUUGAGCCAGAUGGACAUCAGGGGAUUCCGGCAGUUCUUCCCAGUAAGUGUGCCCAGUGCUUGCUAA